This is a messenger RNA of Colletotrichum truncatum, 861 nucleotides long. RefSeq lists its product as uncharacterized. Lineage: Eukaryota; Fungi; Ascomycota; Sordariomycetes; Glomerellales; Glomerellaceae. The record is from RefSeq and is a predicted model, not a curated record.
AUGACCAUGCGUCUCAUCGUCCCAGCUGUUCUCCUGGCCCUCGCUGGUACUGUCCUGGGACAAGGAGCAUGCUUCGUUCCCAACGGAACCAACAGACAUGCUCUCACUAACGCGAACAUUCAAAAGUACGCCGCUUGUGAAAACAAUGGGCACAGCAUGUGCUGCAAUGUGGCGGGGGAUAGGUGCCAACCGAAUGGUCUGUGUUGGAACGAAGAACACAAACAACUUUGGCGGGAGAGCUGUACAGAUCCGACGUGGCAAUCACACAAGUGUUUGAAACUGUGCAUUUCAGACGAAUAUGAUUCAGGUGGCAUACCAGCUAGUGGAAUGGAUGUCCUCGUCACCCAAUGCGCGGACGGGAGCUACUGCUGCGGCAAUGAUCAGAAUGCGACUGAAUGUUGUAAGCUUGGUAAGGGUGUGAGGAUUGUAGACGGCGAGGUCAUCACUUCGUCGGCCUUGUCUUCUUCUACCCUCGGCCCAACGACGAUCCCGAUAUCCUCAAUGCUGUCUUCUGCAAUAUCCUCCGCGACCACCACCCCGACUGCGACAGAUUCCGAGACGGAGGACAAGAAGGAGACGUCGAAUUCUCACGCUGGUGUAAUCGGUGGUGCUGUUGGCGGCGGCGUCGGCGCGAUGGUUCUUGUCAUUGCGGCCUUGUUCUUUUGGCACAGAAGAAAGAAGGCUGGAGGAAUGCGCGGGGAUAAUGCCACACAUCAAAAGACCUAUGCCACUGCGGACGAGGACGCGAAGUACGUGGUAACUUCAUCACCUCCACAGUAUUACAAUCAGCCUCCUUCUGAGCUGCCUGGGCCAAUGGACCCGGUUGAGUUAGGAUCCGAUGAACCACCAAGUCGACGGUAG